Molecule: messenger RNA, 789 nt
Organism: Durusdinium trenchii
Lineage: Eukaryota; Dinophyceae; Suessiales; Symbiodiniaceae
Source: the annotation of a GenBank genome assembly
CUUUUUCUGGGGACAUCCUGGGCUUGCCGAAUCUCGUGUGCCACUCCUGGGCUUUUCAGUCGCGAUCCGACACCUGCAGACCGAUGUCGCUCAAGGAGACGGUGCCCUUUGAGAAGCGCGCAGCGGAGGCGCAGAGGAUCCUGAGCAAGUACCCGGACCGGGUUCCGGUGAUUUGCGAGAAGGCGCCACGCUCUAACCUGCCGGAGAUCGAAAAGAAGAAGUUCUUAGUGCCUGGCUCCAUGCUGUGUGGUGAGUUCAAGUACAUCGUGCACAAGCACAUCCAGCAAGCAGCCAAUGGAACUGGUUUGGCUGCAGACCAGGUCAUUUACCUCUUCACCACGAAUGGCCGCAACACCAACGUGAAGACGGGCGAGAUGAUGUCCGAGAUCUAUGACCGAUAUAAGUCCGAUGACGGCUUCCUGUACAUCGCGUACAGCGCUGAGAACACCCUGGGCUGAAGCAGACUUAGAGUCAGCACACCUGUACAAAGAAUCUGCCUCCUUUAGUAAAGGCAGGCUUCAGUCCUUCCUGAUUUGAGCCUCACACCAUUUUCAGUCUAUGGCAAGUAUUAGCUGAACUGGACCAACAGGAGAGUUUGGGAUGAUGGGCGAAAGGCAUUCAUAGUUCAAAAAACUUUUCACAUAUAAAUUAUGUGCCCCUUCCGGGGCCAACUAUGUAAAUUUAUUUUUGACAGGCUUCAAGGAGAUUCCUCCUUGUGAGAUGAACCCAUGUCUCAAGGGUGACGCCAUGAGCCUUGGAAAUUCCAGUUGAACGCUGAAUUGGUGGCCC